CCUUAGAUAAUCAGCCGGUCAAAUCGACAGGCUAAAGACUCGCCGCUCAUCGACCCGUUCAAAACCCGAAAACUAAAAAGAAGGGAAAACAACCGCCAUGGCCACGAUCCCCCGCGCUCAGCCCCAGAUCCGAACCCAUCGCCAGUGAAUGGAACCCAAGUCCCCGCCCUCUCAUUCGUCGUCUCCCUCCGCCCAGUCCCGCAGCAUCCCGGUCGAAACCGAGAUCAUCACCGACGCCGAGAUGGCGUUUCUCGACGCCGCCCUCGCCUCGGCUCGACCUCUGCUCUCCUCCUCCAUCCUCCCUCCCUCCCGAUUCCCCCUCUUGCCCUGCUCUCUCCCUUUGGCUCUGUCGUCGCCUCCCAGGCACGUGACUUCCCUCAGCUGCAGCUCGGGCUCUAGUUCGCCGGUGAAAGAUAUCGAGGAUGCCGACAAAUCGGUCCGGCCAAAGUCGCUUUUAGAGAGAUUUAGGGCUCGGAGAGGGCUCAUGGUCACCGACAUCACGAGCUCGGAAUGGUGUCAAAAGAAAACAGAGUUUGGGCUCGUCAAGGGGAAGCCGAAAAAGACUGCAGCUAUGGAAGCAGGCAGCAAUCGCCAUGCAGCUCUAGAAAAAGAGGUUGUAGAAAGGGUAGAAAUUCCUACCGAGUCUCUUGAGGAGAUUUGGGCAGUAAAAUUUUUCAAUUUUAUUGUUGGUGCAAAACAGUUGCUAUUAGAAGGGCUUACCCGUGAGGUUCCAGUCAUAGGAGUUUUUGGAGGUACAUGGAUAGUCGGGGUGAUUGAUGAGGUUCGAAUGCCAUUAAAUGAAGCUAGUCUAAACCCAAUUCUGGUGGACAUAAAGACUCGUUACAAGGCGACACCUCCAACAGAAGCACAAAAGAGAAAUGCAAGGCUUCAAGUGAUGUUGUAUAAAUACUUAUGGGAUGGUUUAGCUGCUAGCAAUUUCCCCACUGCAUACUUCUACAAACAUUUCAAAUUGGAUCCCCAUUAUAUUUUAUCAGAAGAUGUCAAACGAUACGCUGCUUCAUUACGUUUUGAUGUGAAGACAUUGGAAGAUGUGGUGACAGGCUUUACCGAUAGCUGCUCCUUCUUGUGUCCAUCUACUGACCAGCUUCUUUUAAGAUAUGAAUUGCAAUCAGACUGUUCGCUACUAGAAGAACAUUGGUUUCGGUAUGAUGUUUGCUGGUUAAAGGAUCAGAUGGAAGAAAUCUUGAAGUUCUGGUCUGGAGGAAAGGAAGCUACCUAUGUUUCAGAGGCUGAAAGUUGGAAAUGUCGUUUCUGUGAGUUCAAUGACGUAUGUCCAAUAACCUCGAGCUCGUCACCUGAGCAAAGAUAAUAUGGAGAAAAUAUGCUCUUUCUAGGAUGAUGCUACAACCUCGAAGGAGGUACAUAUUUGAGGUUAAUAUUCAAUUAAUGAUGCCUGCGGAAAGAUUGUACCAGUUACGCUUGUGACUGCUAACAGGAGGCUCGCUCAGCAUUCUGGUUUUUGUACAUUCUUUUGUUGAACAAAUGCUUUCAAGUUAUUUUAGGCCGAGAAUUAUUGUUUCUUAUCACCUUUUUUUUCAUGCUUCUCCAACACCUUGUUCACCCUCAGUCUAUACAUAGUGAAAACAUUGGUGAUGAAUAGAUUUUCUUAUCCA
Asparagus officinalis (garden asparagus) is the source of this 1634-nucleotide messenger RNA. Its product is annotated as exonuclease V, chloroplastic. The record is from RefSeq and is a predicted model, not a curated record. Gene Ontology annotation, biological process: interstrand cross-link repair. The transcript is spliced from 7 exons. NCBI's taxonomy places the organism in Eukaryota, Viridiplantae, Streptophyta, Magnoliopsida, Asparagales, Asparagaceae. Gene Ontology annotation, cellular component: nucleus. Bases 149 to 1330 code for a protein of 393 amino acids. Gene Ontology annotation, molecular function: single-stranded DNA 5'-3' DNA exonuclease activity.